Molecule: messenger RNA, 5856 nt
Organism: Periophthalmus magnuspinnatus
Lineage: Eukaryota; Metazoa; Chordata; Actinopteri; Gobiiformes; Gobiidae
Gene: mtcl2
Product: suppressor of glucose, autophagy associated 1
Exons: 24
Coding region: 263-5683 (1806 amino acids)
Biological process (GO): regulation of autophagy
Source: RefSeq, a predicted model, not a curated record
UCCACACACACCGGCAGCUUACUUCUGCAACUCCCUGCAAACCCAGAUCAAAACACACGGGAUCUAUCAAAACAAAACGGAAUACUUAGCCAAUACUUGCAUUUUCAUUCGGAUUGCUGCCGUCUUUCACCGUUUUUCACCGCGCUUCCUGGAGCAACACAGUGUGGAGCAGUCGCCUGGUCUUCCUCUUUUGUUGCGGUUGUUUAUCUCCGCGGCGAGGGGACUAUUUCAUCGCAUUUUUUGCUCAAAUUAAAAUGAAUGAAUGACCAAAACAAAGGAGGUUGAUGUGCACAACUCCCCCGCUCACCUCUUCUUCGCCUCGCCCAAGGAACGGAGGCUCCAGCAGCAGCUCCAGCAGCGGGUGAAGAUGGAUAGCGGCGGCGGGACGGAGAGCACCGAGGGCGGCCAGGCGAAGCACGACGCCCCGGGAAAGAAGAAGGGGGUGAACCGCGCUCCUUCGCCGGCUCGCCCCAAGGAUGUGCCCGGGUGGUCGUUCACGAAGAUACGAGGAGGGAUAGGAACCCCCACUCUGAGCGUCAAACCAGGGGGGAUUCACUUGGGGAGCCGCGUUUCCCGACGGAGCCCCGUGGGAAGCCUCGGCAGCGGGAAGGAUGGAGCUAGCAAAGCGGCGGGAAAGCACUCGUCCGCGGCUAAGAGCUCCACGGGGAAGGGGGCUAAAAACACCCGGAGGAAGGUGUCAGACGCCAGCACCGGGUCUGAAGACUUGUCUAAGGACUCUGGCUGUGCUCCCGAAAAGCUUUCCCCGACAGACAGCAGUUCCGAGCUCUCUGACUGCCCCUCCGAUGAAAAUAAACUCUCCACGGACGCCUUCAGCAGCGACACCGAGUCCCGGAGCAGUCGCGGCGGGGCGGAGGGAGAACACAAGCCGCUCAGGGAUGCAGCGGUGGCGGACAGAAGCAGCCAUCGAGCCGUUACAUCCGCCGGUAACAUGAGAAACAUCCCCAUGUCAAUCACGGGGGAGGCGGGUGAUAAGGACCGGCUCUCUCUGGGGGGGAUCGAGACCGGGGAAGGAAGCAUCUCCCCCGGUGAUGAGAAGUCCCUGACCUCGUUCGAUAGCCGGGUCCCAGCCUCCACGUCCCUGGCCUUCUCUGACCUCACCGAGGAGCUGAUGGACAGUGUGCAUGAGGAGUAUGCACGGGAGAUUGAGGAGCUCCGGUCUGAAAACGACUACCUCAAAGAUGAGAUGGAGGAGCUGAGGUCAGAGAUGCUGGAGAUGAGAGACAUGUACAUGGAGGAAGACGUUUACCAACUCCAAGAUCUGAGACAGCAACUAGAACAGGCCAACAAGACGUGCCGUAUCUUACAGUACCGCCUCCGAAAGGCAGAGCGACGAUCUUUACGAGUGGCCCAAACUGGACAGGUUGACGGAGAACUCAUCCGGACUCUGGAACAGGACCUCAAAGUGGCGAAGGACGUCUCAAUCCGCUUACACAGCCAGCUGGAGGGGGGAGAGAAGAAACGCACUCGGCUCGAAGAGGAGAACGAGGAGCUGAGGAACAAGCUGCAGGAUCUAGAGGUGGCCAAACAGGUGCUGCAGCAGGAGAUCGACAAGAGCUCCCAGAAAAAAAGAGGAGCACGAGCCAACAACAAAGCAGAGAAGAAGCCGUGCCCUCAGGAGGACAGCUCAGACCUGAAAUGCCAGCUGCACUUUGCCAAAGAGGAGUCGGCCAUGAUGUGCAAGAAGCUGACCAAACUGGUGAAGGAGAGCGAGGCCAUGAGGGAGGAGCUGUCCAAGUAUCGCUCGCUGUACGGAGACGUGGACGCCAGCCUCACUGUGGAGGAGGUGGCAGACUCUCCACACACGCGCGAAGCCGAGGUGCGCGUUCACCUGAAGCUGGUGGAAGAGGAGGCGAAUCUGUUAAGCCGCAGGAUUGUGGAGCUGGAGGUUGAGAACAGAGGGCUCCGAGCAGAGAUGGAUGACAUGAAGGGACCACAGGACAUUUCUCCAGAUUUGACAGGAAGUCUCAGCCCCGGACUCGGCAUUGGAGGCGGGGCCAUGGUUCUCGGAGGCGGAGCUUCCUCUGAAAACGUGAUGGAGCUACAGCGUCACCUUCAGUUCGUCGAGGAGGAGGCAGAGCUCUUACGACGCUCCCUCACGGAGAUGGAGGAGCAGAACAAACUUCUCAUGAACGAGAUCAACCGCUACAAAUCCGAACUCCCGCCCUCCCUGUCAUCCAACUCACUGGCCUCUUUAACAGAUGGCUUGCUCAACGAUAGCCCGGUGCACUCCAUACAGGAAGGGGCGGUGCUUAUAAAUGUCAACGCCCCCUCGCAGGAAGAGGAGCUGCGAUUGGCUCGGUUACAGAUCGGGGAGUUGAGUGGGAAGGUGAAGAAGUUGCAGUACGAGAACAGAGUGCUCUUGUCGAAUCUGCAGAGGUGUGACCUGGCCUCUUAUAACCCCACCUCCUCCCCUGCCCCCUCCACCCUGAGACUCAACCUGGAGACAGACGCAGAGGCAGGGGACUCCGCUGAGUGUCUGCCGAGUCCACCAUCUCGUCGUGAGCCAGUAGGGGGUGAGACCGACCCCUCUGACUUGAAAGAACACAAACGCAAGAGCGAGGACAGCGCUGACUCCUCCUCACUUCCUGUUCCGCUGGUGCAGAAGGACCAUGAUGCUUUGCUCUCCAUGAGGGACCAGGCUCGGCUGGUCUCCACAGCGAUCCAGCUCCUUAUCUCCCCAGAGUCCAGCUGCCUCCAGUCCCCGUCGCUCUACCACAAGGUCUGCACCAAUGAGAGCAAAGAAGGGGCAGCCAAUCAGGAGGAGGAAGCUGAGUCAUGUGACCAGGACAAAUCGCAGAGUAACAACAGCCAGAUCUCUGAGCUGUCUGACCUGUCUGACCGGCCCCUGGUGGGAGCCCUGACCGGCAGGCUCCAGGCACUUCACUCCCAGCUGCAGGCCUUCGUGGAGCGGGUGGACGGGCUGAGCAGAGCGCCCCCUCCUGGAGCUGGGUCAGGAGCCACUAUCACACCAGAGGACGCUUCUUUGGCUGCCACUACAAUCUGCUCUGAAGCGAACAUAGCUGCUCAUAAGCAGCCUGACUCUAGGGACCAAUCAGAACCGGAUGUUAGAGGUCAACGCCGGGAAGGCAGCCAAUCAGAGGAGGCCCCAGAUUUGGACAAUGUACAACCAGAGCAAGAGUCAGAAAACGCACAGUGCUCAGAUCUUCAGGUGCAGUUGUCCCAGACUCAGGAGGUGCUGGAGAGAGAGAGGCUGUCUCACACAGAACUCACUCAUAAAAUCACACAGUUGCAGGAGGAGCAGCACAAGGCCCUGGUGAGGAGGGACUUCCAGCUCCAGAGCGUGGGUCUGCAGGCCCGGCUGCACCAGAGGCUGUGGGCCCAGGAGAGGAACCUUCUGCUUCAGGAGUCCCAGCACCUCAAACACACCUUACUUCUGCUCAGCCUCAAGCUGCGCUGCCUUCUCAAGCAGUGGAGGAUCCAGGGAGGAAAGGACGCCCAGUGGAAGGACGUGCUGGAGAUAAACAGCCUGAAGGACCUCUAUCUCUUAUUGGAUGAAGAGAAUUGUAGCCCCUCCCACCAGGCGGCAGACGCACACCCUGUCAGUCCUACUAUAAAGUCAAGCGCAGUGAGCAGUACGCUGGCUGACCUGAGGGUGGCGCUGCAGGACCUGAGUGGAGAGUUACAUCAGGAAAGACAGGGAUCCCAAGAGCUAACACAGCAGUUCGCUAAGGCUAAGGCAUCAUGGGAAGUGGAGCGUGCCGAGCUGAAAAAUAUCAUCUUACAGUUGGAGACUAAAGCCGGUAAACCCCUGAGCUCUGCUGAUGCUGUGGAAGCCCCUGACCUGAAGGUGGCGCUAAAGAAAGAACGCGAGGAGCACCAGCACCUGUUAGCAGAGUCCUACGCUGCAGUUAUGGACCUGACCAAACAGCUCCAGAUCGGAGAGAGGAACUGGAGCCGGGAAAAGCUGGACCUGUUGGAGAGGUUUGGUGCAGAGAGAGCCCAGUGGGAGCAGAGACUCAGGGAGGCCACAGGACACCACAAGCCUAAGUCACAAGGCAGUGACUCGUCUGCUGAAGGACUCAUCCAAAACGGCUCUGCCUCUCCAAGGACCAAAUCCAUGUCAGACCUGGAGGUGAAUGGGGCAGCGGAAAAGUUGGAGAAAAUGUCUCUUCUGAUUCGCCCAGAGCCCUAUGACAUCACCAGGAAGAAUUGGACAAAUUUGACCAAUGAGACUCCAGAAGUGGGCAACACCUGUAAAACUUGGGACGGCUCCAGUUUGAGCUCAGAGCAGGAUCUGGACUCUGCGCAGAGAAGCUACACAGCCCCGGACCGCACUGGCAUCCGCAUAUACUACAGCCCCCCUACUGUCCGGAGGAUGGAACAGCUCCGGAGCCAACAGAGAUUAUCUGAGCAGCUGCCAGCGCAGAACGGCUGCUCCUCUCCGGGUAUGACCGCUCCGGAAUCUGGGUCUAGAGGUCUGAAUGUCCAAGGUUCUUCAUCAUACGAGCAGUGGCUUAGUUCCCUGUCCACGCAUCACAAGGAGUUAUUGGAGAGCAGAGCCAUGUCAGUCCCGGCUUCUGCUAACAGUGUAGUGAGCGGUUUGCCUCCUUCUUCUCCGUUCUCCGAUUUCCAAAUGGUAGAGAUUUCAGCCAAUCUUAGCGACGACAUGAAGGAGAUGACCAACUGUGUGCGUCAGGCCAUUCGCUCGUCUUCAUUGGAGAGGAAGUCCAGCAAGGAACCAGGAAGUCCGGUCCUUGGCACGUCGUCACGCUCCACCCAGACCUCUCUCCUGUGCGUCAGUGUGGCUUUGCAGACUGACUGCCCUCCCACCAGCAGAGGGCUCCAGUCUAAAGUCUGGUCUCCACGGCCCACCACCUCCACAGCUAACCCUUUAGCCUCAGCCCGCUCCAGGCACAUCUCCACCUCCCUGGACAAGGUGCACGGGCGCAUCGAAAGACCCUGCUGCUCACCGAAAUACGGGUCACCCAAACUGCAGCGCCGAGUGUCUUCAGGCUCCACCUCGCGGUUGGAUACAUCCUCCUCCUCGUCCAGAGACAGGAGCCUAUGGAGCCUGCAGCAGAGACCUGGAGGUUCAGCCUGGGCCCGCUCCACCACCACCCGGGAUAGUCCCGUCCUGAGUGGGCUAACAGACGGCCUCUCCAGCCUCUUCAGUGUAGUGGAGCACACAGGGAGCACUGAGAGCCUGUGGAGGGGAGAGCCAGUGAGUCCAGCUCGUCAGCCCCUUGCGGCGGGUAAACCCUCUGGAGAACGAUACGGUGGGCUCCAGGACAUGUACAGGGACGUGUCUGGUGGCCGUACCCAGGCAGGAUUGUCCGGGUCCGGGGAGAGGUGCCAGCGGGAGGCUCUGGUAGGGGUAGAUGAACCCAAGCCGGAAUGCCUUUCAGCAGGGACGAGUGCGGUGGGGUUGGGGGCACUGGCAGGACUUGGGGCAGCUCCAGACCCAGUCACACGCAUCGUCAACAAGAGGUUUAUGAGGCAGACCGCCGGAGAGGAGAUGGGCUGCAUCAUGGGAGGAGGUACAGCUGGGGCAGAGGAUGCAUUGUGUGACUGUGGCUUCUCCCGGCCGUCGAGAUCCAGUGGACGCCAUUCUCUGGGUCAAUGCAAGCACCGCCUCCAAGACUCCGCCCCCUCCCUGUCCAGCAUAUGUGCAGAGGAGAAAGGGGAGACCAGUACUGAGUGACUUAUGCCAGCUCCCACCAUUGUGCACCUGAGCAAUACACCACUGCCACUGCUACACAACCUCAGACUAGGCCACACAAACGCACUGCCAGUGUUAGAGAAAGCUCACUCACAAGCGCACUGCCACAUACUGACAACGGGACAUGCAACAUCAGAUCUGGCAACCCAGUCUUA